Molecule: messenger RNA, 777 nt
Organism: Ruditapes philippinarum (Manila clam)
Lineage: Eukaryota; Metazoa; Mollusca; Bivalvia; Venerida; Veneridae
Exons: 4
Coding region: 117-728 (203 amino acids)
Source: RefSeq, a predicted model, not a curated record
AAGCGAUUCAUCUUACAAAAUGUUCGUACAUGAGAUAUAUAUAAAGCUGUGCUAUGAACGUUUCAGCAUUUUAUAAUAUUUUAACUGCUGUCGAUAUAACACAUUAAAAAUAAAAUAUGGAGAAGAGUUUAUACUUGUAUUUCUUUCAAGCUAUUAUUGCAUUCGCAAUAUUGGCACUAACAAAUGGACAACCGGGAUACGGAAGAAGACGAAUCAUACCGAAGAGAAUAUACCCAAGACAUCCUAUUGGUGGUGGUAUAAUUGACCCAUAUCCUGGAGGAUCUAUUAUAAGCGAUCCUUACGUUGAUCCAUACAUUGGGACUGAUACACUUGGAGGUGGAGUGUACCCUGCAGGAGGUAUAGGUGUUAUUGGUGGUCGGCGACGCCCAGUUAUCGUAGAUGACAAUUCAAGAAGAGAUGCUCAGGAUAUAAAUGUAUCAAAUAAUAAUGUAAAUGUGGAACGUCACACAGGUUCAAAUAAUGUCCAUGUAAAUCAAGUUACAAACACUAGGACUUGUGAGUGUCAAACUGGUCAUAUAAUGGGAGGACAAUGUGGUCUAUAUCAACAAUGUGUAUCAGACAGUUCAUGUAGUGGCGGAGGAGGAAACGGCGUAUGUCGGGACACUGGCAUUGGCGGUCCCAUCAUGGAUGGUCCCAUGAUGGGUGGCCCAAUUAUGGGUGGUCCAGUUAUGGGUGGUUUUGAUGGACAUGGUCAUGGUGGAUGGUGAUAGUAUAAUUGUACAAUUUUUAGAUAAUAAAAUAUUUAUGUCAAAACUG